GCCAGAUUUCUCGACAUGUCUCUAUCAUUCAAGGGCCACACUGUUGUUGUGACUGGGGCUGGCGGCGGUUUAGGGAAGGCCUAUUCUCUUCUCUUCGCCUCUCGAGGCGCCAACGUGGUUGUCAAUGAUUUCAAUCAGGCAGCGGCUCAAAAGGUCGUCGACGAAAUCAAAGCUGCUGGCGGGAGUGCUGUCGUAAACAGCUCGUCGGCAACAGACGGUGUCGCAGUCAUCAAGACAGCAGUGGACGCCUUUGGCAGCGUCACUAUUCUCAUCAACAAUGCUGGUAUUCUUCGGGAUAAGGGGUUCAAAAAUAUGUCGGACAAAGAGUGGGACCAGAUUCAGGAAGUGCACCUGAAGGGUGCCUUCGCGUGCACGAAAGCUGCCUGGCCCAUCUUCCGCAAGCAGAAGUUUGGACGUAUAGUGAACACUGCCAGCGCCGCCGGUUUGUUCGGGAACUUCGGGCAGGCCAACUACAGUGCCGCAAAGAUGGGUCUCAUCUCUUUCACAAAAACCCUUGCACGAGAGGGUGCGAAGUACAACAUCAAGGCAACGGCAAUUGCACCUAUGGCUGCGUCCGCCAUGACCGAGACCAUCAUGCCUCCCGAAAUGCUCGCCAAUCUCAAGGCAAGUCAACGUAAAAUGACUCAAAAGCUUAUGGCAUUGACAGUAUCACCACAGCCUGACUUUGUUGCCCCAUUUGUUGUUGCCGUCACGCAUCCGGAGGGUCCAGAAUCUAGCGGCAAAGUCUUUGUCGUUGGUGCUGGAUAUGUUUCCGAGAUUCGCUGGGAACGUAGCAAAGGCGCUAUAUUCAAGACGGAUGCAUCAUUCACACCAUCAGCGGUCAAACAACGGUGGAGAGACCUCACCGACUUCACCAACGCUGACCACCCAGAGAGCAUGGCAGACACAGACAUUGUGUCAAAACUUGAGCAAGCAAAGAGUCAGCCAGCCAAUACUCAAGCAUCGCCGGAGGUCCGAUUCGAUGGCAAAACGGCCAUCAUCACUGGUGCCGGUGCCGGCCUUGGCCGGGCAUACGCCUUGAUGUACGCUCGUCUCGGCGCUAAUGUUGUGGUCAACGAUGUCAGUGAGAAGGGUGCACAAUCCGUUGUCGAUGAAAUUAAGCAAGCUGGCGGUAGGGCUGUUACUGCUGUUUGUUCAGCAGAGGACGGCGAUGCUUUGGUCAAGGCGGCUCUCGAUACAUUUGGCGGAGUGCACAUUUUAGUCGCGAAUGCUGGCAUCUUGCGCGACAAGUCAUUCACUGCGAUGACUGAACCCGAAUGGGACGCAGUCAUCGCAGUUCACCUAAGAGGAACUUACAAAUGCGCCAAGGCUGUAUGGCCAAUCUUCCAAAAGCAGAAGUACGGCCGCAUUGUUACGACGGCCUCAGGUGUUGGCAUCUACGGUAAUUUCGGACAAGCAAACUAUUCAACGGCAAAAGCCGCCAUUCUUGGUCUCACAAAGACGUUGGCCAUUGAGGGCAAGAAGUAUAAUAUUCUGGCCAACACCAUUGCUCCUUCCGCGGGCACUGCAAUGACGAUGACGAUCUGGCCCAAAGAGAUGGUUGACGCAUUCAAGCCGGAUUUCGUGGCUCCUGUCGUCGGGUAUCUGACUAGCUCAGAUAAUGAGGAAACCACAGGCUCUCUGUUUGAAAUUUCUGGGGGUUGGGCUGCACAGACUCGCUGGCAACAAGCCGGAGGUCACGGGUUCCCCGUUAAGAAGCCAUUCACUCCAGAAGAUGUUCUCGCCAAAUGGAGUGUGAUCACGAACUUCGAUGACGGCCGUGCAACACAUCCUACUUCAACGCAGGAAGGCAUGGAGCAGAUCAUGGCGAACUUCGGAAAUGAGGGUGCAGAUUCAUCGGAGGAUGGCCCCUAUGCUGACCCCGAGGACGCCGACAUCGUCAAGGAGGCGAAGAAAGCUGUGCCUGAGCUUGUUGAGUACAAUUUUACGGAGCGUGAUGUCAUCCUAUACAAUCUUGGGAUUGGAGCGACCGAGAAGGAGCUCCAAUGGACCUAUGAAGGUCAUGACCAGUUCUCGGCCCUUCCAACCUUCGGUGUAAUUCCCCAGUUUCUGGCCAGUGGAGGCCUGCCUUUGGACUGGUUGCCGAAUUUCAACCCUGCAAAAUUACUUCACGGAGAGCAAUACCUCUCCAUUAAGGCACCUAUACCUACAAGUGGCGAACUCGUGAGUGAAGCAAGACUCUUUGAGGUUCUGGACAAGGGCAAGGCAGCAGCCGUGACAUCCAUUGUGGAAACCAAGGACAAACAUACGGGCAAGGUCAUCUUUGAGAACCAGUCGACCGUUUUUAUCCGUGGUGCCGGAGGGUUUGGGGGUAAACGUAAUGGCAAAGAUCGCGGCCCUGCUUCUGCUGCCAACACGCCCCCCAAGAGACAACCUGAUGCUGUCGUUGAGGAGCAGACCGUGCCUUCACAGGCCGCUCUCUAUCGCCUUAGCGGGGAUUCCAAUCCAUUACACAUCUUGCCCGAGUUCGCUGCAGUAGGAGGAUUUGAUAAGCCCAUUCUCCAUGGCCUCUGCUUCUUGGGCAUUUCGGGGAAGCAUGUCCUGAAGACCUUCGGUGAAUUCAAAGACAUCAAAGUCCGGUUCGCCGGCGUCGUCUAUCCGGGCGAGACCCUCAUCACCGAGAUGUGGAAAGAGGGCGGCAAGGUCAUCUUCCAGACCAAGGUCAAGGAGCGCGGGACUACUGUCCUGGCCGCGGCUGCGGCGACACUUGUAGACUCCGGCAAAGCUCUGAAAGCAAAACUAUAGGGUUGUAUCUAUGUAGCUCACUCUAUAACAUGUCAUUGCGAGGCACUCUGUCUUGUUGUAUUUGUCUCUCUUGUGUCCCAAACACUGCACAGCCAACAAUAUAUAUGGUGUACACCAAC
Molecule: messenger RNA, 2885 nt
Organism: Heterobasidion irregulare TC 32-1
Lineage: Eukaryota; Fungi; Basidiomycota; Agaricomycetes; Russulales; Bondarzewiaceae
Exons: 26
Coding region: 16-2766 (916 amino acids)
Molecular function (GO): oxidoreductase activity
Source: RefSeq, a predicted model, not a curated record